UCAGAACACGUCACAAUUAAUGCAGAUACUGUUCAUGGUAUAUUGGUGAAUAUAUAACAGCAGAAUAUCACAGCAGUUCAACAUAACAUUAAAUGACAUCACCAAGUGUUUAAGACUUUGAACGGUGCAGCAGCCAUUUUCGUCAGAUAUAUUAUUCACCGUUUCGACAAAUAACUUUCGGAAUACUUUAAUCGACGAUUUUAUUAACUUUUGUUCAACUUUUGGACGGAUAACUUCUGGAAUGUUUUAAUCGACGAUGAAAUUGUGAAACGUUGUGAAACAUGGCUUGUGAAGACAUUUGAUACAACAACGAGUAAAAACGACGCAAAAAACGCUAUGGAUGUUACAUAGACGUGAACUCAUUUUCAUCAGGCAUAUACUCUUCCAAGCAAAACCUUAGAUUGAUUUUGAUAUAAUGAGAUCAUGGCAUCUGUAAGUUCCAUCAGAUCUAAAGAAUGGCGCACAAAGCGUAAAGAUGAUGCAGACUAUUGGGAACAAGAACGAAAACGAAAACGGAAGGCAAGGCAGUCACGUUCUGAAGAGAAGAAACAGCAUGACAGGGAAUUGAGUAAGAAAAGACAAAAGAGAUUUCGGGAACGUAAGAAGUCGGCAAAGUGCAAUGUUACACUUCUCCCAUUGAAUAUAGCAGCUGUCAACGACAGAGGUAGGGUACCAGCUAUUUCUGAUGAUGUGAGAUCUUCUGGAGAGCUUGCUAUACUACCAGUGUCGAAUCCUAACACAUUCCAUGUUAGUAUGGAUACAGAUUUGGAUAAGGGACCAGUAGAUAGUGUUUGCGAAUUAGCCGAAAUCGAGGAAGAAGGUGGUCCUGUGUUACUCUAUAACUUCGAUGGUAACAACUGGCACAAGAAAAGCAAACCGUUGACCGAACAGUGUGGCAAUAAAGGAGCUGAAGGCAUGGCGUCUAUUUCUGUUACUGGUGGCGAAGGAAGAGAAGCAUAUUUUAAAAGAAUACAAGCUUCAUUGUCUGAAGUGGAGGACUUUGAUUUGUUACAAAUGAAGUGUAAUGAAUUCUCACAUCAAAUCGAAGAAAUGUACCCUAUAGAAAAUCUCCCAACACUCGACGUGACGGGAUAUCAAUUGGAUAAUGUCGCAUCCAGCUUGUAUCCACACGAAGAUGCACCUGAUGAUUUUGUUCCCAUCAGAACAGUUGGCGAUGGAAACUGUCUGCCACGAGUCGGCAGUUUGUUCGCUUUUGGAAAUGAAAAACACCAUAAUGAAAUAAGAGUCCGGAUGUUCAUAGAACUGUGUCGAUAUGAACAUUAUUACUUAGAUGAUUCUUAUCUAAAAAGAGGAACAGAACAAGGACUAGUCAAUAUUUCAAAGACUCUGGCAUUGUUUUCAGAUGUGUUUGUCCCACAUGAAGAAGACGGAGUCCGGCUUGCUUUUCGGCAAUAUGUGAAAAAUAUAUUGAAGACGAACAGCUUUAAUGGUAUGUGGAGCAUAUUUGCACUAUCUAGCGUUCUUGGUGUGCAAGCAUUGUCAAUAUACCCAUCUUAUGGUGGGUACAAUGUGAGACCAGAUCUCCACCGUCUGGUCAUGCCUCGAGUGUUUCGACAGGAGAAAAGUAAAACCGUCCAUAUCAUGUGGACAAGCACACACGGAAAGCAAGUUGAGCCCAAGUCAUGGACUCCAAAUCAUUUUGUCGCUGUUCUUCCAACACUCGAUAGAAGACCUACACCAAGAGAAAAUGAUGACUUACCAAUGCAACACGAGCAAUCAGGAUCGCAACCUAUAACCGACUCAAUCAGUUCCACCAUACCCGUUCUAGGAUCAGUAACCAUCGAAUCCCUUUCGUCCAACUAUGAUGCAUCUGUGGAAAGUCCUACAACACAUUUGCUCAAUUCUGUUUGUAAAAGAGAUGAGAAAAUAGGUACCAACGGCAAAGCUCAUUCAGGGACAACAUUGCUAGCACCCACUGAUCAUAUGAACAUUGGAGAUCCUACUCGAGCUAAUAGCACAUUUCUAUCUCAUUCGGACGAGCGGGACGUUUUUGAUGAUAUGAUUGAACAUGAAGCAAUGGACCUAAGAGGUGUAGAUCGAUGUCAAUCACACACACAGGAACAGCUGGUAUACCUCUGUAAGACAUGUGGCGAACUUCCUAUAUGUUACAAAUGCCAUCUAGAAAGUCAUCAGCAACACACCUUUACAGACCUAAAGAUGUACCUAGCGGCUAACGAAAGGAUGUAUCUUCAGAAAAUAACGAAGAAACAUGAAGAAAAUUUGAAGAAGGAGAUCAAACAUCAAAAACAGGUACAUGUCGAAAAUAUGGAAUCUAUUGAUAAGGAGAUAGAAACGGUUUUUGCCCAUUACAAUGGUCUGUUGGAAAAGAAAUCUGAAUCAAGCAAAAAAAUUGAAGACCAAAUUAGGAUUCUAGAAUCUAUGUUAGAAGAUACAGAUACAUUUACAGACAAAGAGCGAGGUCGUCUGAAAUCGCUACCGGUACCAGAACGGCUUUCUGUAAUGACAGCAGAACCACGAGCAGACGAUAUGAUAAAGGGACAGGCUCACGCGCAUCUCGUGCUUUUUCCCGGGCCUGCCCAUCUUUUAGAUCAAUUGGGAGCUCUUGAAGAAAUACCUUACCAUGCUGAGUUGUCAAAAGCUAGCGUGUCCGUGCAUGCAUCAAACAGACCAGGGGUAACGAGAGACAUAGUACCGCACAGUGCUUAUACAGUCGCAUCUGGUAGCCAAUAUCAAUGGAAUGAAGCAGUGGGCGAUAGACGAAUACCUGCGUGUUUGACGACAGACCAUUUUCAAGAGAUGUCCGGAGGUUCAACAUCAUCAAGCUUCCCCGGUCAAACAUAUGUAUACUGUAGCGGGUCGACAAUACCAUACAACAGUGAUCAGGUAAACAGAGUCUCAACAGACACAUGUACAAAUGUCGUGCCGUUAAUGAAUCACGGAUUGAAGGGUGAUCGAACAUUUUCAGCAUCGCAAAUGUCAAGACACAUGGAAAUAGCAGUGACGAAUGAUAUAUCAGCGUUGUCAACUCAAAACUAUCAGCCACUGAGCUAUGGAAAUUCAACUCAUAAUCAUCACCAACAGAGCAGUGCGAUAUCAACAGUAUCAAAUCACAAUGAUCAACCAUUGAGCCAUGGCAUAUCUACAGAGUCAAUUAGCAAAGAUCAACCUUUGAGCUAUGGGAUACAAACAGCGCCACCUCACAAACUUCAACCACUUGGCAAUGGGACAUCAGCACUAUCAACUGUCAGAGAUCAACCACCAGUAUAUGGCAUUAGAGCAAUGACACAUACAAAUGACCAAUGGUUUUGUGCUGAAGCUACAGCAAUAGAAUUUCCCAACAAACAGAGGGUAAUUGCCAUUCCUACAGUGUCAACUUUCAACGACCAAAAUCCAACUUAUACAAGACCGGAAACGCCACGACAACACGGUGGAUCACAAACGAUACACCAACAGCACAGGGAACAGAUGAUGUUCAAUCCUGAGGAAAACGGUUUGAGUAUACAACCGACAGAUUCAGCAGUAGACAACACGAUGUUACGUCCUCGUGUUUUUACAGUGUCAUCAGAAAUAGAACCCGACACUUGCACACAGGGGACCAAAAAUAAAACAACUCUACUUUUGGAAUACUGUCAGAGUGGUCAAGAAAACGUCAAUCUGUUGAAAUCUGACAGCAACAACACGGAUAAUGAUACGCUUUGUGUCAGGGGGAGCGAUUUAAGUGUUGACGUCAGCGUGAAAAGAACAAUGAGAGACAUCACACAUAAAAUAACGAUACCAGAGAGUUGUCGGUGUUUGGAUGUUUUCCGUUCUGUAGGUAACAAGUUAUAUGUCUGGAAAAGAUUAAACUCAACACGUGUGUUGCAGAUAAAUAAGGAUGGUAAUCAACAUACCAUCAUUGAUUUAAAGUCGAAAUGUGUACGUGGUGUUUGUGUGUCAGCUAUUGAUAGCACUGUUUGGUUUGUAUGUCGUAAUGGUAGAGUUAGAUGUGUGUCGCCAACUGGAACAGUGAAGACAAAAUUCACUAUCAAUGCACGUCCCUUGUUAUUAUGUGUUACGUGUUCAGGUGACGUGCUGGUUCUAGAUUACAAUAGACUAACGCUGUAUACAGUCAGUGGUGAGGUGGUGCACAGUACUGAGUGUAGUAAUGAGGCUUGGGUAAUCAGAGAAUGUUCCCAAACAAGGAACAUAAUGGCCUGUACAUUAGAUUAUCCAGGAAUCAUUGCUCUCUAUGACAAUAGGUUAAAGAAGAAAUUAAGCAUUGAAGGUGGAACUAUAACGUAUCCCGAUGGACACACGAGUGAUGUUGGAUACGAUAUGCAACAUGUAAAUGAUGUAUGUUUUGACAAAGAAGGAAACAUCCUGAUAAGCUGCGAUAGUGGUCAUGUCAUAUUGAUAGACCAUACAAAUGGUCGGUACAUCAGGACUGUACUCAGUGAUUGUAUAGGGUUAUGGAGAAUGGAUGUUGACGACGAAGGCGUGAUGUGGUGUCUAUGUAUAGACGGUGAAGUAAAAUGUUUUCACUUAUAGAUUGUAAAAGAAACCCAGAACAGCUUUUUUGAGUACCAUGACUAUACAAAACUAACCACCAUUAUAUACAUUUUAUAGUUUGAUAAUAGUUUUUAUAUAGAAAUUAUGGCACAUACUCUGGUAUGCACUGAAAUAUAACCACUUAUCAUGCUAUGUAUUCCUACCCAAACGAAUAUAUGAGAUUAUAUUCUAAGUUUCGAGAGUAGUUAUUGACACUACAUUUUUGUUUAGUUUGAUCAUUUAUUUCAACUAUGUUACAUUCCGUAUUCCGUCUUUACGUAUUGCAGAGUUAUUUUCUCCUGUGA
Messenger RNA from Mizuhopecten yessoensis (Yesso scallop), 4814 nucleotides. RefSeq lists its product as uncharacterized. Gene Ontology annotation, biological process: regulation of transcription by RNA polymerase II. Gene Ontology annotation, molecular function: zinc ion binding. The record is from RefSeq and is a predicted model, not a curated record. Gene Ontology annotation, cellular component: chromatin. The transcript is spliced from 6 exons. Lineage: Eukaryota; Metazoa; Mollusca; Bivalvia; Pectinida; Pectinidae. The coding region runs from base 424 to 4509 and encodes 1361 amino acids.